AUGAGUACCAAAAGAUCGCCCUUCCUCUACCCUGGAGCAAUUUCUUCUCCAGAUCAAUUGGCAAUUUUACAUUUAAAACGGGACCUCCAAACUCCAACAAUUCUGAAGAGCACUGAUGAAAAGGAUGAAGGAUACGCGGAGGGAAAGGUAACCAACACUCGGUUUGGAUCUUUCCCGCAUACCACUUUAAUUGGAAUACCAUGGGGAACUCAAGUACUUGCAUCAAAAGUCGACACUGGAUCUAGAGGACGCAGAGGUGAUAAGAAACGGAAACGAGAUGAUGUAGAAACUGCCGAUACGCCCAAAGCCGCGGAACUCAUUGCAGAAAAUGCGGAAGAUGGAUCCUCAACGCCUACCAGCGCAACGAAGGAGGUGACGGAAGCUGUAGCUGCCGGGAGCGGAUUCAUACAUUUCCUACCACCUACGCCAGAAAACUGGACCAAUUCAUUACCGCAUCGAACGCAAGUCGUAUACACACCUGAUUACAGUUAUAUUUUACAUCGUAUACGCGCAAGGCCUGGAACUAGUUUAAUCGAAGCGGGAGCUGGUAGUGGAUCUUUCACACACGCAUCGACAAGAGCUGUAUUUAGCGGAUAUCCCGAUGAACACACAACAAAGAAGCGUAAGUUGGGGAAGGUCUGGAGUUUCGAAUUUCAUGAACCGAGACACGCAAAACUGGUUGAGGAAUUAGAAGAGCAUGGGUUAGAUAAACUUGUAGAGAUUACACAUCGAGAUGUAUGCGAGGGAGGGUUUCUGGUGGAUGGAAAAAGUCCAAAGGCCGAAUCUAUAUUUUUGGAUUUACCUGCUCCAUGGUUGGCAAUUCCUCAUCUCACUAGGUCUCCUCCGCCUCCUAUUAAGAACCCGAACGGCGAGCUGGCACCAUCUAGGCCCAUCUCAGAACCAUUCGUUUCCGCUCUAAAUCCCGAAGCACCAGUCCAUCUAUGUACUUUCUCUCCCUGCAUCGAACAAGUCCAACGAACCAUAUCUGUCAUGCGACAACUUGGCUGGGUUGAUAUCGAAAUGGUAGAAUUAUCUGCAAAGCGCUUUGAGAUUCGUAGGGAAAGAAUAGGUAUCGAUAAUGGAGUGCAAAGAGGUCUCCAAACUACACCAGCCAAUGUUGAAGAAGCCGUUGCUCGAUUACUAGAAGUUGAAACUGGCCAUCAAAGUUUCCACAAGAAAGGCGAUGCUCCAGACAAAAUGCCAAGACAGAAUCCAAAUACAAGGGCAACAUUGAUAAAGAGCUUGGUGGAGGGUAAGAUUUAUAAGGAAGGAAAAUUAGUACAUAAGACGGAACCAGAAGUCAGGACUCACACUUCGUAUCUGGUCUUUGCGGUAUUGCCGAGGGAGUGGAGCGAAGAGGAUGAGAAGAAAGCGAGAGAAAAGUGGGAGGUGAACUUCAAUGGCGAACCGGAGGCUAAUGCACAGAAACAAAGUGAGUUGCCUAUGAGUAAAAGGCAAAUGAAGAAAGCAGCGAGAGCCAGUCAUAUCAAGCCCGCCACUGCUGCUGCUCCGCUAGCUGGUGAUGGAACGGCAGUUGCAGAUGGAGCAAAUGGGUUCAUCAAAGAGGACACUGAAACAAAGGCAGAAGCCUAG
This is a messenger RNA of Sclerotinia sclerotiorum 1980 UF-70, 1593 nucleotides long. RefSeq lists its product as hypothetical. The record is from RefSeq and is a predicted model, not a curated record. The transcript has a single exon. Gene Ontology annotation, cellular component: tRNA (m1A) methyltransferase complex; nucleus. NCBI's taxonomy places the organism in Eukaryota, Fungi, Ascomycota, Leotiomycetes, Helotiales, Sclerotiniaceae. The coding region runs from base 1 to 1593 and encodes 530 amino acids. Gene Ontology annotation, biological process: tRNA methylation.